ACUGCAUAGACAUUGCAAUGCCAGAAAUAACAAUAAUUUGAACAAAAUAUCAAAUCAAAGUUCUUGCUUAGUCUAAUCAAUUCUUGCAUAGCCAAAAGGUUACAAUUAUGAGAUAAAAAUGACUAGACCUCUUUUGAGAUGGGCAUUAUGGUACAUAAAUAUUUGGGUCUGCUGAAGACAAAAAAUUAAGCUGUUAAUUAAGGAUUGAUCUGAUGGUGUUCCACAGUCGAGACAUACCGGUAGAGAUGAAUGAGAGAUAAGUAAAUAGACUAGAAGAGACCGUAAAAUGUUAAGUCCAGGUUCUCUGUUACAAACAGAAUGGUAUAAAACUAGAGAAGGUCAAGAUAUGCUGGCUCCGUUAUUCCAUAGAGAUGGUUUUAGCAGGAAAACAUUUGGUUUAUUAGAAAGGCCAAGUUAUCCCCCCAGUAAUCCACCAGAAGAAGUUACAUAUAAAUUAUUUAUGGUUGGUAAAUCAAGUGUUGGUAAGACAAGCACUGUCUGUAAACUAGGUGGUUAUUCCAUUCCAACAACACACAGUGAAACACCAGGUGUGCAGGUAUCAACUGUUUACUGGCCAACUAGAAUAACUCAACUUAAUAAAGUAUUCUUAUUUAAACUUCAACUUUGGGAUGCUGGUGAAAACUCACUCAAAAAAUUUGAUCAUAUUUUAAGUUCGUGUACAGACAAGACAGAUGGUAUUUUAUUCCUUUUCUCAUUUAUAGAUAAAGGAAGUUUUGAAGAAUUACCUCAGUUUCUAACUAAACUCACUAAUCCUGGUGAUAAUUUAUGUAAAAUAGUCUUAGGUACUAAAUUUGAUCAACAUGCUCAUAGUGAAGUAACACAACGAGACAUCCGUGACUUUGAGAGCACAUGGAACAUUCCAAUUCUCCGCAUUAAAAAUGUGCCCCAUUAUAAUCAAACUGAAGCUGAGAAUGAAGUGUCUGAGUUAGUGCCCAUAUUAAAUACAAUAUGUGAACAUUUGUGGUACAGAGAUAUUGUCACUGCACAACAAGAAAAGGCAUACUUUUAAAGUAUAGACUUGUUUAUAGUUAAUUAUUUUUGUGUUCGAUUGAAGCUGUUCUGUUUUAUAUUCAGCUUCUGUUAAUUACAAUUCUGGUCAGAUUUUGAAACAGGAUUUACUAUUAUGAAGAAGGAUGUAGAUCUCCAAGUUUACUUGAAUGUUACUAAAGAAGGGACCAGUCAAUGAAGAUGUGUCCGGGACUUCCAUCGCAAGGAAAUAUGAGAUGUGUUGGAUGUCCAGGAUAAGCAACACAAUCAACAGAAGUAAUUAUUAACAGCACGAUUUGUUAUUCAUUUUUACACCAUAGCCCUCUUUUACAUAUUUUGUACUUGAACUAUGUAUAGCUAUACUGUCAUUAAUUAUAUAUAUUAUUUACCAUGUCAA
Molecule: messenger RNA, 1405 nt
Organism: Patella vulgata (common limpet)
Lineage: Eukaryota; Metazoa; Mollusca; Gastropoda; Patellidae
Product: ciliogenesis and planar polarity effector 2
Exons: 6
Coding region: 287-1030 (247 amino acids)
Molecular function (GO): GTPase activity; GTP binding
Source: RefSeq, a predicted model, not a curated record